AUGGGAAGAGAAGACAUCGAAUUCAAGACCUCGGAUAGGGUCACCUUGAGAGGAUGGUUCUACAGCAGUGAGCUCGCGACUUCGCCCAAAUCUCCAUGUCUGGUCAUGUCCCAUGGCUUCUCAGCCCUGAAGGAGAUGGACCUCAACACCUUCGCUGAACAUUUCAUCUCAAAACUUCCGAUCCAUUGCCUGGUUUAUGAUAACCGUGGAUUUGGUGACAGCGAUGCCGCCGAGGGUGAACCACGGAGCGAGAUCGUCCCCAUGACCCAAUGCAGCGACAUGUCGGAUGCUAUCACGUACGCAGCCUCGAGGCCCGAGGUCAAUGCGGACAAGAUUGGCAUCUGGGGAUCGUCUUACAGUGGUGGCCACGUUCUUUAUGUCGGCGCCGCGGAUCGAAGGGUGAAGGCCGUCCUCAGUCAGGCGCCCUGCGUGAGUGGUUGGGAUAACUUUAAACGCCUCGUGCGAGGGGACUUUGAGGUCGGAUUCAAUGCGGCCUUUGCAGCAGAUCGACAAGCGAGAGCAGAAGGCAAAGAACCGAUAAUGGUGCCUGUGGUUGAUGCUGACCCACUCAAGCCAUCUGCCCUGCCUACACCUGACAGCUACGAAUUCUUCUCUGCCUGGGAGAAGAAGUGCAACUGGAAAAAUACUGUGACCAUGAAGACUGUUGAGCUCUUUAGGGCCUAUGAACCACAGCAACUUAUCGACAAGAUCUCACCGACGCCCCUACUCAUGACUAUCGCACGUGGUGAUGUCCUUACCCCGGCUGAUUUGGCGUUGGGCGCAUUCGCUCGCGCCAGAGAACCCAAACAACUGCAGCUCUUGCCGUGUGGACAUUUUGAAGCUUACUCUGGCCCGUACUUCGAGCGAAACGCAGGGACCCAGACCGAGUUCUUGAAGAAGUGGUUGGUCGAGGAUUGAAGAGGUGUCUUGGGUUCUCGUCAGACGGACAGCAUUGAGAUGAGAUGAGAGUUUCAUAGCCACAAAUUGCACAGUUUAUCUAAUACAAACUUUGGACAUACAGAAUAU
Exophiala oligosperma is the source of this 1026-nucleotide messenger RNA. RefSeq lists its product as uncharacterized. The record is from RefSeq and is a predicted model, not a curated record. Lineage: Eukaryota; Fungi; Ascomycota; Eurotiomycetes; Chaetothyriales; Herpotrichiellaceae. The coding region runs from base 1 to 918 and encodes 305 amino acids. Gene Ontology annotation, molecular function: hydrolase activity. The transcript has 3 exons.